UAGACGAAAGACCCUGAACCUCCCCUUUUAAGACUGGCUGAUUUCACACUUAGGUAAGCAGUGGUUACAAAAUGUGUUAAGACAUAGGUGAAAGUGUAGCAUGCAUCAUUGUAGAAUCCUAACAACAAAGCAAAAUGGAUAAAACAGUAACCCUACCUAACCAACCCGACAAACCAACCAAAGUGACGUUAGUGGAAAACACUGCAAACCCAAAUGGUCUGUCUUUGGUCAGCUCUUACCAGACCCACAGGGUGGGGGACCCCAUGGAUCUGGUUGCCCUGGCAACACAAGUACAGAAGGGAGACGAUUUUGUCAAAGCUAAUGCUUGCAACAGGUUAACUGUCAUUGCGGAUCAGAUUAGAUACCUGCAGGAACAGGCGAGGAAGGUUUUAGAAGACGCUAAGAAGGAUGCUGAGCUCCAUCACGCUGCAUGUAAUGUUGUAAAAAAGCCAGGGAACAUGUAUUACCUUUACGAGCGCCCGUCAGGACAGAAAUACUUCUCCAUCCUCUCCCCACAGGAAUGGGGCUCCAGUUGCCCUCACAAGUUUAUCGCUGCGUACAAGCUUCAGUACGACAUGUCCUGGACCCCACUGGAGGAGGUGCAGAAGAGGGACGCAGAGAUGGGCAUUAUGGACAAACUCCUCAGCCAGCAGGCAGCCUUGCCACCCUGCUCAGAGCCUAACUUUGAGGGCCUGACUAAAUGAAGGAUAACAUAGGGAGCUGGAUCAGACUGGAACUGGAGCAGCUGUUUGUGGCCACCCAGGGUGGCUGUUAAGGUCUUAAUUCAAUUCAAGGUUUUGAUUACUGCGCUACCUCAGAAUCAUUGGCUUUGUUUGGAAUAUAUCCCACUGGCACCAACAUGAUUUAAUGACAUUUUCAAUGACGUUUCAAUUAUGGUAUGUGGUUUUCUGUCUUUACUGAACUGGAAUAUUUGCAAAUGCAAACUUUCUUAAGCCUUUAAUCUUAAGUUAUGUUUGUAGUUAUUUUACCUUUUUUGUUUUAAUGAACAAGGAAUCUUCAAGGUGGUAACCAAGAUUGGUAUUAUUCUGACAGUUUGAAAGGAAUAAUAAAAUACAAUAAAGUGUCGUAAAGUUA
Molecule: messenger RNA, 1095 nt
Organism: Osmerus eperlanus (European smelt)
Lineage: Eukaryota; Metazoa; Chordata; Actinopteri; Osmeriformes; Osmeridae
Gene: c1h1orf50
Product: chromosome 1 C1orf50 homolog
Exons: 5
Coding region: 135-704 (189 amino acids)
Source: RefSeq, a predicted model, not a curated record